AUGCAACGCGCGCCAACUAACAUCCUAAAUGAUAUAGAUAUUACAGAGCAAGACUAUCAAUGGGCUAUAUCAUUAUCUCCAGACUCUAACUAUGAAUUACACCUCAAAAGACCAAUAGAUAGUUGUUUUAUCAACAAUUACUUUAUUGCUGGCUUAAAAGGAUUUGCCGCAAAUGUUGACUUGCAACCAGUGUUUAAUCGUUACAAGUGUAUCACAUACGUUUGUUCUUACUUUACAAAGGAUGAAACUGAAUGUUCUCAAGCCAUCAUAAAUGCAGCAAAAGAGGCUAAACAAGCCAACGAAAAUGUAAGAGAUGGCCUAAGAAAAAUAGGUGCAGCAUUUCUCUCGACUCGUGAAGUCAGUGCUCAAGAAUGCGUUUACAGAUGUAUGCCUGAAAUCUGGUUAAGAAAAAUAUUCUCGAAAACUCUCUUUGUUAGCACGGAUUUUGCUGAAAAUCGCGUUAGAUUUGCAAAGAAACAACAAGAACUUGAUGAGCUAGAUGAUGAUAGUACUGACAUUUUUAAGUCUAACAUUAUUGUCCGUUACAGUGACAGACCAAAAAAUAUUCCUGUCGUUAAUGAUAUGUGUUUAGCUUUAUUUGCUGCUCACUAUUUGAAAGAUUACAAAAGUGAUUUUAACGAAGUAUCUGAUUCUCAACCUGAAGUGGUAAGCGAUGACUUCAUUGAAUCUCAAAAUAUCGAAAAUCAUAACACUGGACUUCCCGAUCGAAUAAAACUUGUAAACAGCAAGGAAAUUAUGAAGUGCAGAAAAAUUAAAGCUGUCAUUCGAUAUCACACUCCAAACAAAAGAAAAGAGCCUGAAAAAUAUUUUCACCACCUUCUCAUGUUAUAUUUUCCGUGGCUUAAUGAGCAGGAACUCUUUGGCGAAGACCAUACAUACAUAUCUAAGUUUUAUGAGCCAGAUGUUCAAGAGAUAGUACAACGCAACAAAGAAAUAUUUGAGCCAGAUGGUGAUGCUAUUAAUGAAGCACUAGAAAAUUUACGAAACUUUGAAGGCGUACCAACUAACUCCUAUGAUCCAAUAAAUGACCAGGAAAAUGAAGAUUUGCGAGAACGUUUACGUGACGAUUCUGAUGAAACCGAGUCUUUUAACAAAUCGUUGCCACAACAUCUUGCAGCAAAUCCUGAAUCAGUUCAACCAUUUUCUGGAAUAAGUUCUUAUAAUCAACCCUUAGAAAUCAGUGACGACGAUCUACGAAAAACUGUAAGAUCAUUGAACAACAAACAACGUUAUGCAUAUGACGCAGUUCUUUCCUGGUGUAGAAAUAAGAUGGCAAACCUAAACACACUUAAUCCUUCUCAAGUAGAUCCAAUACAUGUUUUUGUUACUGGAGGUGGAGGUGCAGGGAAAUCACACUUAAUUAAAGCUAUAUAUCAUACUGUUACAAAAACAUUUAGACAUGCUCCAAUGAAUCCUGCAUUACCUUCUGUAUUGCUAAUGGCUCCAACUGGUGUAGCUGCCAUACAUAUAUCAACGGAACAACCGUAA
This is a messenger RNA of Paramuricea clavata, 1509 nucleotides long. Lineage: Eukaryota; Metazoa; Cnidaria; Anthozoa; Malacalcyonacea; Plexauridae. The record is from the annotation of a GenBank genome assembly.